GAAAGAGGUGAAAAACAAACAAACCCAAUUCUCUUGAGCCCCAACCCUAAUUUCGACGAUCUCAUGACGAAUGACAAUCAGAUCGAAUCUCUCCACCGCAAGCACCACCGUUCCUCCUCAUCCUCCGACGAAGCCGAUAAAUCAUCUAAGCGCCACAAGCACCGUCACCACAAGCACCACCACAAGCGCCACCACCGACACCGCCGUGAUAAGAAGCGCGAAGAUGAGCUUCCAUCGGGUGAAGAUGAGGCUGAGCUGAUGGAUGUUACUACGAUUGGAGUCAGUAACGGCGGUGGUGGGGAUGACGUCGAGGAAGGGGAGAUUCUAGAUGAAGAAGGGGUCGCCAAUGUUAAGACGGUAGAUUCUGAUGGCGAGUCGGGCGAAAUCAAAUCCGAUCAGAUUCAAGACAUUCAUCUGCCUGUCGAUGGGGUUUCUGGAAAUGCCGGGACUUCUAAUGGUGUUCUGACUCGUGAAUCUAAAAGGGAGGACAAGAAAGAAUCUGGGGGUCCUUCGGAGAGAGUUGGUAAAAGAAGUUAUGAUAAUGGCAGGAGUUCGUUUUCUUCGGAGAACUCUGAAGAGAAGUAUAAGAGUAGUAACCGGUCUCUUACGGAGAGCCGGCAGUAUAACGAAGUCCGUGCGCGGAGUAGAUCUAAGUCAAGGGUUGUUGCGGAGGAUGAGUUUUCGGUCAGAGGAAGACAUCGCGACUCUAGUAGGGAGUAUCGUCAUGACAGAGUUGACUCAAGGAGGAGCGAGGGACGUGGGCGAUAUGAAGGAUAUGACAGGGAAUAUACUCGAGAAGACGUGGAAAGAGAAAGAAGUAAGGAGAGGGAUAUGGACAGGGAAGGAAGCAUUCGAGAUAGGGAUUCAGAAGGAAGUAAACGGAGAGAGAGGGAUAUUGAUCGGAGGAGGGAAAGAGAACGAGAAGAAAGGAGGGAGAUAGAGGCUGACCGUGAAAGGCGGAAAGAUAAGGAACGGGAGCGCAGCAUUGAUAGGGAUAGGAGAAGGGAGAGGGAAGGACGAGAUAGAGACAAUGAAAGAGGUGGGAGCGUCGAUAGGGAAAGGAGAAGGGAGAGGGAAGGAGAUUAUUUACGAGACAGAGACAAUAGAAGGGGUAGGAGUAGAGACAGAACCAGAUAUGAUAGCCGAGAGAGGAUGAGAGAAAAGGAAAGGGAGAGUGACAAAGAUAGAGAAAUCCAGGCUGAUAAGGAGAAGUAUAAAAGUGUUGAAGUGGACAACGGUGAAAGGUAUUCUUUCACUAACCCUAUUCCUACUUAUAAAUGUUCUGUUACAUACGAUACACCUUUACUAUUUUGUUGGGUGCUUAAAUAUUUUACUAUUAGGUCGAAAAAUGAGAAUGAUCAAGAUGAUAAUGACAAAGAAUUUAUAUGGAAAUCUCCGGAAGAAAUAGAAGAAGAAGAAUUAAAUAGAAUCAGGGAGAGCAUAGAGAAAUUUAAAAAGAAGUCCGAGCAGCAAAGUGAACUUAUUUCGCAGGAUAAGGGGAAAGAUGUCGUUCAAGAAAACAGUGCUCCGGAUUCGGCUUCUUUUGCAGUUGUUACAGCUGCUAAUGCUGGUGCAGCCAAAGCUAACUCGGACUUUGACCCUGUUGUUGGUGAUGUUGCUAAAACCUCAUUAACAGCUGGUGGGCCACCUACUGUGUUUGGAAUUUCAAACUCGGAGAAGACUCAAGCUCCAGCAGGGCUUGGCGAAGGUAGCCCAAAGAGUGAAAGAUCAGCUGACAUGUUUCAUGAUGAUAUAUUUGGAGAGUCCCCAGCUGCUAAUCAAAAAGUGGGUCACAUGCGAGGGAAAGGUGAUGGUGUUCCAAUGGUAAGGAGCGGGCUUCAUGACAAUUGGGAUGAUGCGGAGGGUUAUUACAGCUAUCAGUUCGGCGAGCUAAUUGACGGCAGAUAUGAAGUCAUUGCUACUCAUGGAAAAGGCGUUUUCUCUACUGUCGUUCGUGCGAAAGAUUUAAGAGCUGGACCAGCUGAACCUGACGAAGUUGCUAUAAAAAUUAUUCGUAACAACGAGACGAUGCAUAAAGCUGGCCAGACUGAGGUUCAGAUAUUGAAGAAGCUGGCUGGUGCUGACCGAGAUGACAAGCGGCACUGUGUUCGUUUGCUUUCAAGUUUCAAGUACCGGAAUCACCUUUGCUUGGUGUUUGAGUCGCUCCAUUUAAAUCUUCGAGAGCUCUUGAAGAAGUUUGGCCGUAACAUUGGCCUCAAACUGUCUGCUGUUAGGUCGUAUUCAAAGCAGCUUUUCAUUGCCCUUAAACAUCUGAAGAAUUGUGGGGUUCUUCACUGCGAUAUAAAACCUGACAACAUGCUGGUGAAUGAGAACAAAACCGUGUUGAAGCUUUGCGACUUUGGUAAUGCAAUGUUUGCUGGAAAAAACGAAGUCACGCCAUAUCUCGUUAGUCGCUUUUACAGAUCCCCUGAAAUCAUUCUGGGGCUGGCUUAUGACCAUCCGCUUGAUAUAUGGUCGGUUGGCUGCUGUCUAUAUGAGCUUUAUUGCGGGAAAGUUCUUUUCCCUGGCGCCACAAAUAAUGAUAUGUUACGCCUUCAUAUGGAACUGAAAGGCCUUUUCCCCAAAAAGAUGCUUCGUAAGGGAGCAUUUAUUGAUCAGCACUUUGAUCACGACUUGAACUUUUACGCUACAGAGGAGGACACUGUUAGUGGGAAGAUGAUGAAGAGAAUGAUUUUAAAUGUAAAGCCAAAAGAUUUUGGUUCAAUUAUAAAGGGUUACCCUGGUGAGGAUCCCAAGAUGUUAGCUCAUUUCAGGGAUCUCUUAGACAAGAUGUUCAUCCUUGAUCCAGAGAAGAGACUGACUGUGUCACAGGCAUUAGCUCACCCAUUUAUCACUGGCAAGUGAAACCAUGUUGCCGUUUUCUCUUUAUCUCUGUUAUAUCAAGAAAUGCUGUUGUCCUAGAUAUUUUUGUACAUUGCACAUCUUAAUUUUAAUUUGAGGUUCUAAUCUUUGAACUGCUUCCAUCUUCCUUGUGCUGCGUGAGAGCGUUGGUUACAAUAUCGGCAUGGGUGAUGCUGUUUGGGUGGAGUUCUCACCACUGCAAUUCCCAGUGGGAAUUUACUGGUUUUAUUGUAAGACAACCUGCUAAUGGCGCUUUCUUUCUUUAUAUUACUGUGUAAUCUCAUUGCCGACUUUACUCAUUGUAGAAGUCUAUGUUUGGAAACAUUCCAUCUGAAUAAGGAGAGGGUCAUUCUGAAUCA
Brassica rapa (field mustard) is the source of this 3221-nucleotide messenger RNA. RefSeq names its product serine/threonine-protein kinase prpf4B. Gene Ontology annotation, biological process: peptidyl-serine phosphorylation; peptidyl-threonine phosphorylation; mRNA cis splicing, via spliceosome. The record is from RefSeq and is a predicted model, not a curated record. Gene Ontology annotation, molecular function: ATP binding; protein serine/threonine kinase activity. NCBI's taxonomy places the organism in Eukaryota, Viridiplantae, Streptophyta, Magnoliopsida, Brassicales, Brassicaceae.